This is a messenger RNA of Huiozyma naganishii CBS 8797, 564 nucleotides long. Its product is annotated as YbhB/YbcL family Raf kinase inhibitor-like protein. Gene Ontology annotation, biological process: regulation of Ras protein signal transduction; regulation of proteolysis. Lineage: Eukaryota; Fungi; Ascomycota; Saccharomycetes; Saccharomycetales; Saccharomycetaceae. Bases 1 to 564 code for a protein of 187 amino acids. The transcript has a single exon. Gene Ontology annotation, molecular function: phospholipid binding; peptidase inhibitor activity. The record is from RefSeq and is a predicted model, not a curated record.
AUGGACGCCUUAGUGGAACACGAGGUCCUGAAGGACUGCUUCCCGUCUCUCGGGUCCCAAUUCACUUUGCAGGGCGAGCUACACGUCGAGUUCGGCCCCGGCAACGUCGUCGCCAUGGGCAACGAAUUGACCCCCACUGAAGCGAAGACGGCCCCAUUGCACGUCAUCUACACGCCCAACGAGGACCUUGACACCGGUGCCAGUUACUGCCUCGUCGUGACGGACCCGGACGCACCCAGCAGAAGCGACCCAAGACUGUCUGAGAUCUGCCACGCGGUGCAAACGGGCAUCCGGUUUACGUCCCCACAAGGUGGUGCCAUUACAGGUGGUGACCACGUCCUGCCUUACAUUGGGCCCGGUCCACCAAAGGGUACAGGGCUGCACCGGUACGUGUUCCUGUUGUUCAAGGAACUUAAAACAGACCAUACGCAGUUCACGAGCAUCGCUGAUAGGUACUACUGGGGCUACGGAGAGAAAUGCCGCGGUGCUGAGAGGUGGGCAGCGGAGAACAACCUCGAGUUGCUCUCUGUCAACUUCUUCCAGUCGCAGAACGAGUCCAAUUAA